Molecule: messenger RNA, 987 nt
Organism: Colletotrichum paranaense
Lineage: Eukaryota; Fungi; Ascomycota; Sordariomycetes; Glomerellales; Glomerellaceae
Exons: 4
Coding region: 1-987 (328 amino acids)
Biological process (GO): transmembrane transport
Cellular component (GO): plasma membrane
Molecular function (GO): transmembrane transporter activity
Source: RefSeq, a predicted model, not a curated record
AUGAUAGCCAAGGCUGAGAUUCAGCCCCAGACCGGAGGACCGCUGGAGAAGGCAGACCAGCCCGAUUCCUCUUCCACCGAGGGCCCUCUAUCAGGGGACAACACCGACACGAAGCGAGGCAAAGAUGCCGUCUUCAUCGAGCCUAUCCGUACCGUCACCGGGGUUAAUGUCCCUGUCUUUGAAGCGGGUAGUGCUCUCUGCAGCGCGGCGCCAAACAUGACCAGGCUCAUCGUCGGGCUUGCGCUGUGCGGUCUCGACGGUGUUGAGAGUUGGGCCUUCUACAUCAACCUCACCAUCGGCGGCCUAGCCGUGCCCGUCUAUCUCUUCAUGCUCCCAUCCCCUGACCCUCAGCCUGGCGCGACCAUCCUGCAGCGACUCGUCGAGAUCGGCUGGAUCGGUGCUCCGCUGAUGCUCAGCUCCAUCGUCUGCUUCACCAUGGGCAUCUCGUUCGGCGGCGUCCGGUACGAGUGGGACUCGGGCUCCGAGAUAGCACUCUUCGUUGUCGCAGGCGUCCUUUUCAUCAUCUUCGGCGUUCAGCAAGCGUACUGCAUCGGUACAACCAAGGAGCGCCGCAUCUUCCUAGUCGAGCUCAUCGCCUCUCGCACGGGCUUCUCGAUUGCCCAGGCCAGCGUGCCGGCACCCAAGGCUGCUGUUGCGUCCUUUUUGAUUCCUUUGGCGCAGACGAACGGUAUCAACAUCGCGCUGGCAGUCAGUAACGCCGUGUUUCUGAACAGAGCUGAGAAACGGCUGACUGCGAUUCUCCCGGACACUGUCACGGAGGCCCAGAUCCAGGCUGCGAUUGCUGGUGUCGGGACGGACUUUGUCACGACGCUGUCUCCGCGGAUGCAGCAGGAGGUUCUCGAGGCUAUCGUCGAGGCUCUGAAUCUGCCUUAUAUCUUGGUCAACACUGCUGGGGCACUUGUCUUGGCCUGUAGUGUUUUGAUGAAGAGGGAACGCUUGUUGAUGCCGGCUGAUGUAGGAGUUUGA